Molecule: messenger RNA, 969 nt
Organism: Vanessa atalanta (red admiral)
Lineage: Eukaryota; Metazoa; Arthropoda; Insecta; Lepidoptera; Nymphalidae
Product: ribonuclease kappa-like
Exons: 3
Coding region: 87-383 (98 amino acids)
Molecular function (GO): RNA endonuclease activity
Source: RefSeq, a predicted model, not a curated record
UUUUUGUGGUUUUUGACACUUGCUGACAGACAGUGGUCGAUAAAAUAAUAUCAAUUGUUCGUAAUUUUAUAAAAUAAACGAGCAAAAUGGCUUGCAAACUCUGUGGUCCAAAACUUUCUCUCUGCGGGCUAGUUUUGAGUGUCUGGGGUAUCAUACAAUUGACUUUGAUGGGCGUUUUCUACUUUAAUGGAGCUGUAGCUCUCUUAGAAGAUUUACCACUUGGAGAAAAUCACCACAGCAUUGAAGAUUUCGUAGCUGAAGUGAAAAAUGGUUAUUCUCAGAAUGCAUACAACUGCUGGAUUGCUGCUCUGCUCUAUGUGAUCACUCUUGUAAUAUCUGGUCAUCAAUUCUGGAUGAACAAUCGUUCUUCAGUUAGCAUGUAAACAUACAAAGUACUUUAUAAGUACACCUCUGUGUUUACAGCUCCAUUCCAUUUAAUUUGAUUAGAAAAAUAAAAUACCCAAUGAAAUUACUCCUAAGAUUCUACCAAUUGUAUAAAAUACUUUAAAUUAAUCUAAAUUUAUUCCAUGUAAUGCUUAUUAAUUUUUAGGUAUAUUAUUUUUCUAACCAAAUGUAUCUAUAAUAUAGGUCUUGUUUCAAAAUAAAUAUUUAUUUCAGAACCAUAUUGGUCUGAGCAAUUUAAUUAAACAUUUAAAUCCAAUAUUGUAUUGAGAACAUUUGUCAUCCAGAAUAUUAGUACUAUAUUUGAAUAAAAGGUAAUCGGCACUUAAUAACUUUGUCAAGUUAAUUGAUAUGGCAACCCUCGCUGAUUAUUUAAUUUAUUGCCUCUACAAAGAUUACUCUUGUAAAAAUACUAUCUCAAUAGUUUGGCAAUGAAAUAGUCCCAUAUCCUGUGAAAGUAUUAUGUUGUUGAAUGAUCGCUAUAAAUUGUACAUAAAAUAACUGUAAUUAUUGUAGGUACAUUGUAAAAUGGUUCUAUAGUUUUUCUUGAAUUAAAUAUUAAUGUUA